AUGGGCACAAUCGGAAUUCGACUUGGAGGAGUCAAAAAGGACAACAAAAAAGCGAGUACAGUCGGAUACGUCGAUACGAGGUCGUCUGCUCAUAGACUGAGCACCAAACUGAAUCCUUCAUGGCACGGAAAGGAUAAGAAUUUCCUCACUGAAAUUACAAGAGUAACUGUGGAAGUUGGCAUUAUAAAAUUAGUGAACUCAGGAGAAUGGAUAUGCUUAAGACACUUGCUAUGGAUCAAAGCGUUUCUUACCCCACGUUCCGUCGAUCAAGGAUUGAAAGAUUUGGUGUCGGAUAAACUGGAGCAGGCUAAAUCUGAAGUGGUGCAUUUCGAGGAAAUCAACACAGUAAAAAACUAUCGAAAGGAUCAAGCCUUAGAUAGUUAUUUGACAAUCCUCACGGCAGAUUUAAUCCACGUUAUCCGAAUAUUCGAUGGAUUUAUGGAUACGGAAGAAAUCAAAGGCUUCGUUGAUCACUUGUUGAAUACAUUCAACAAAACUAAUCUCAAUACUAUACUUUCUCAGUUGGAACAUCUGAAAAAUAAAAGUAUUGUGAAUAUCGACGAGAGACGGAUACAUUCGGUGGUUCACUUGAUGUCGUGCUGUACGGGACAGCGUCCCGCCACAAUUAUGACUGCCCUGAUCUAUCACGACAAAAAAACUUACAAGAACGAUGGAUUAGUGAAGAAACUAUUUUGUCUGGCGUCCAAAAACGGCGGCGAGCUUGUUUUUCCAGUUCCUAAUUUUCUUCAAAACUUCCUUACGAAGACGAAGAAAACUUUCUUCGAUCCAUUAUGUGAAUCGACGAAUUCCGAUGACGUUCUUCAAGCUUCACUAAAAUAUCGCAAAGCUUUUUUGAGGAAGCAGAAGAAGAGAUGCGCGGCGAUUCUGAAAGCCUCCCAUACAAAAGGAAGAACCAUUCAGGACGAGCUCGAGGAGCAAGGUUUCUUGGUCGUACGACCGAGUCGUUUAUAUGGAGAGAAUGGGACUACUUCCAAUUCAAUUCAUUCAACUGAAGAGACAGUAGACAUCUGA
Messenger RNA from Caenorhabditis remanei, 1032 nucleotides. RefSeq lists its product as uncharacterized. The coding region runs from base 1 to 1032 and encodes 343 amino acids. The transcript has 4 exons. The record is from RefSeq and is a predicted model, not a curated record. NCBI's taxonomy places the organism in Eukaryota, Metazoa, Nematoda, Chromadorea, Rhabditida, Rhabditidae.